AUGCCCAACUACGUGGCGCGUGCAUUGCCUGGUCUAAAAAAUUUCGACAUCGGUGACAAUCAACUGAAAGUUAUCCCUGGAGAAAUAUCCAAUCUAACAAAAUUAAAAGAAUUGAAUCUUAAGGGCAACAAAUUAUCAGACAAGAGGCUGAUGAAACUAGUCGACCAGUGCCGCACAAAACAGAUUGUAGAUUAUAUCAGGGAGCAUUGUCCGAAAUCAGACCAGUCCCAACCUGCAGGCAAAGGUAAAAACAAGAAAGGAAAGAAACAAGAAGAGCCACAGCCUGAUGAAAUCUGCAGUCUCUGUCACUCCUUGAAGAUAUUGCAUGUGGAGGAUGAUACUAUAAGGGUUAAAAUUAUUGAAUCGGAAGUUGCGGCAGUACGCCCAUACAUACUUUGUUGCAUUGUAAAUGACCUGAAUAUAACAGAUGAGUUGUUUAAGAAGUUCAUACAGUUGCAAACAAAACUGCAUGACACAGUUUGUGAGAAAAGAAACAUGGCAACAAUUGCUACUCAUGACCUUAGUAAAAUAGCUCCAGGUGACCUGAUAGCUCGUCAAUUUACGGGAGAGCAGCUGUUCCAGCAACUAAUAGCAGAAGCAGAGGCACUAAGGAAAGAAAAGAAGAGAAAUGUAUACUCUGGAAUUCAUAAGUAUUUAUACUUAUUGGAAGGCAAACCAAAGUACCCAUGCUUGGAAGAUGCCAGUGGGAAAGUUAUCAGUUUCCCUCCAAUCACCAACUCCGAAGAUACAAAGAUGUCGAGUGCAUCUAAGUCAAUGUUUGUGGAAGUAACAUCAAAUGUCUCUCUGUCUGCCUGCAAGAAUGCGAUGGACAAAUUUCUCGAGGAGUGUCUUCUACUUGGCAUAGGUCAAGAGUCAGACGCCAAUGAUGGAUUCCAUUUACUAACAGUACAGCAGGUCACAGUUGUAGACACGGAGGGUAAUCUCAAGAGUGUGUAUCCAUCAAGAACUGACUGCGUAUAUAAUGGGUCAAACAUCAAGGUAUAUCGGCUGUCGAAAAAG
Messenger RNA from Iphiclides podalirius (scarce swallowtail), 1020 nucleotides. The record is from the annotation of a GenBank genome assembly. NCBI's taxonomy places the organism in Eukaryota, Metazoa, Arthropoda, Insecta, Lepidoptera, Papilionidae.